Messenger RNA from Malaclemys terrapin pileata, 4572 nucleotides. It is a transcript of the gene PHC1, whose product is annotated as polyhomeotic homolog 1. The coding region runs from base 403 to 3396 and encodes 997 amino acids. Gene Ontology annotation, cellular component: nucleus; PRC1 complex. Gene Ontology annotation, molecular function: protein binding; zinc ion binding. The record is from RefSeq and is a predicted model, not a curated record. Lineage: Eukaryota; Metazoa; Chordata; Testudines; Emydidae. The transcript has 16 exons.
AUAAAUAAAAAAUAAAAAAAAAAAUAAAAAAAGGGAAAACCCCCAAACGCAGGACGCGGCGGUGGCGGGGCCGCCCGGGCCGGAGCUGCGGCACCCGCCCGGCAGACCGGCCGCUGGGAGCCUUCCCCGGGGGCGCCGCGCGGGGCUCUGCUGCUGCCCCAUGAGGAGCGCUGCGCCGCGCGGAGCGGGCCGCUGGGCGGGGAUCAGAGUUAAAAUUUCCAGUAGAGACUGCUUCUGGCAGCCUCUUGUCUGCCAUGGGCCAAGUCUGAUCUUUACCUGUUGCUGUCCAUUGACUCUGAUCACACUCUGAUGUUUUAGCUUUGCUCUCCUACUCUUAGGUAGCAUCAGAUUCUAGUGUCUUGAAUCAGUCUCCACUGUUUGAAAUCCCUGGGACCUGUCACCAUGGAGACUGAAAGCGAGCAGAACUCCAACUCCACCAAUGGGAGUUCAGGCUCUGGAGGAAGCACUCGCCCUCAGAUAUCUCAGAUGUCUCUGUAUGAGCGACAGGCAGUGCAGGCCCUUCAGGCACUGCAGAGACAGCCCAAUGCAGCCCAGUACUUCCAUCAGUUCAUGCUCCAGCAGCAGCUCAACAGUGCCCAGCUGCACAGUCUGGCAGCUGUCCAGCAGGCUACAAUUGCAGCCAGCAGGCAGGCAAGUUCCCCCAACACCAGCACCCCCCAACAGACCACCACCACCCAGGCCUCAAUCAAUCUGGCCACUACAUCGGCCGCUCAGCUAAUCAGCCGCUCACAGAGUGUGAGCUCCCCCAGCGCCACCACGCUUACACAGUCUGUGCUCCUGGGGAACACCACCUCGCCGCCUCUCAAUCAAUCACAGGCCCAGAUGUAUCUCCGGCCGCAGCUGGGGAACCUGUUGCAGGUGAACCGGACCUUGGGCCGCAAUGUGCCUCUUACUUCCCAGCUCAUCCUGAUGCCUAACGGGGCUGUGGCCGCUGUCCAGCAGGAGGUGCCACCCGCUCAGUCUCCCGGGGUCCACACAGACACAGACCAGGUGCAGAACUUGGCUGUGAGGAGCCAGCAGACCUCAGUCGCUAAUGCCCAGCUCCAGAGCUCUGCUCAGAAAGCAGCCCUUCCAGGAAACUCCCAGACUUCAGGCCUACCACAGGCCACAAAUGCCAGCCAGACCUUGGCAGUGGCUCAGGCCUCUUCUGGCAACACAGGCCAGUCCCUGAAUCUGAGCCAAGGGGCAACAGGCAGUAAUGGUGUCUCUGGGGGUGUGGUGGCAGGUGGUGGGAGCCAGGCCACCACAGGGGUGGGCCAGGCAGCCUCUUCUGGCCCUGGGGGCAGCUGCCAGAGGAAAGGCACUGGGGUGGUGCAGCCAUUACCAGUAGCAGCUGCCCAGGCAGUGACAGUAAGCCAGGGGAGCCAGACAGAGACAGAGAAUGCAGCGGCAACAAAGAAGGCUGAAGCAGACGGUGGGCAGCAAACCGUUGGCAUGAACCUGACCAGGACAGCUACGCCAGCGCCCAGCCAGACCUUGAUCAGUUCAGCCACAUACACACAGAUCCAGCCCCACUCACUGAUCCAGCAGCAGCAGCAGAUUCACCUGCAGAAGCAGGUGGUGAUCCAGCAGCAGAUUGCCAUUCAUCACCAGCAGCAGUUCCAGCACCGCCAGUCCCAGCUCCUACACACCGCCACCCACCUCCAGCUGGCCCAGCAACAGCAACAGCAAGCUUCACCUCUGACCCAGCAGCAGCAGCAAGCUCCGCCUCCCCAGCAGCAGCCUUCGCCUCCACAAAAUCAGCAGCAGGCUCAGACCCUUGUGGUCCAACCCAUGCUGCAGUCACAGCCUCAGCCCAUACAGCUUCAGCCUGACAGCCCCUGCCAGACAGCCACCAAGUCACCUGUUCCUAUUCAGUCCAAGCCACCUUCAGCCCCCAUCAAACCACCGCAGCUUGGAGCUGCCAAAGUGUCAGCAGCACAGCAGCCCCCACCACACAUCCCAGUGCAGGUGGUGGGGAGCCGGCAGCAGGGCUCAGCCCAAGCCCAGGCACUGGGCUUGGCUCAGAUUACCCCUACAGCGUCGGCCCCCCGGGGCAUGCCGGCAGUGGUCCAGCCCGUCGCCCAAGCCCACGCAACUUCCCCAUCAUCCCAAGCUCCUUCUGCCACAGCUUCCCCCCAGGAAUCUCCUCCACUCACUACUGGAGUCAACUUGGCACAAGUUCAAGGCACGGCCCAUGUGGUGAAGAGCACGGCCUCGUCCCCAGUCAUGGCUCAGGUGCCAGCAGCAUUCUACAUGCAGCCUGUCCAAUUACCCGGCAAGCCCCAGACCUUGGCAGUGAAGCGCAAAGCAGAAUCAGAGGAGGAGAAGGAGGAGUCGCCCAGUGCCACUACACUCCUGCCUGCCAAGUCGUCUCCUGUGGCAGAGAGCCCCAAAACCAUGGAGGAGAAGAGUGGCUUUGGAGAGAAAUCUGAGCCUGUCCCCAGCACAACUCCAAAUGCCCCCACAAGUGAAGCAGCUUCCAUCACCACCACAUCUUCCCCUGCCCCUACCCUGGCAAUGGUGUCGCGACAGACUGGAGACUCCAAACCCCCACAGGCCAUCGUCAAGCCCCAGAUCCUCACGCACAUCAUCGAGGGCUUUGUCAUCCAGGAAGGGGCAGAGCCAUUCCCGGUUGGCUGCUCUCAGCUGCUGAAAGAGUCUGAGAAGCCGCUCCAGGGAGGGGCUCCCUCCGGGCAGAGUGAGAACCAGUCCAGCAACUCCCCAGGAGGGGAUAGCGCAACCCUGGAGCUGGACAAGAAGACAAACCUGCUGAAGUGCGAGUACUGUGGGAAAUAUGCCCCAGCCAAUCAGUUCCGGGGCUCCAAGAGGUUUUGCUCCAUGACCUGUGCUAAAAGGUACAAUGUGAGCUGCAGCCAUCAGUUUCGGCUGCAGAGGAAGAAGAUGAAGGAGUUCCAGGAAGCUAACUAUGCCCGUGUGCGUCGGCGUGGACCGCGGCGCAGCAGUUCCGAAAUCGCCCGAGCCAAGAUCCAGGGCAAGCGCCAUCGGGGUCAGGAAGAUUCCAGUCGAGGCUCCGACAACUCUAGCUACGAUGAGGCUCUGUCCCCCACGUCCCCAGGGCCCUUGUCAGUGAGGGCCAGUCAUGGAGAGCGAGACCUGAGCAACUCCAACAUGGCCCCACCUACUCCAGACCUACAUGGCAUCAACCCAGACUUCCUGUCCAGCAACCCCAGCCGCUGGAGUGUAGAGGAGGUGUAUGAGUUCAUCGCCUCCCUGCAAGGCUGCCAGGAGAUCGCAGAGGAGUUCCGCUCACAGGAGAUUGACGGCCAGGCCCUGCUGCUGCUUAAGGAGGAGCACCUCAUGAGCGCCAUGAACAUCAAGCUGGGACCUGCCCUCAAGAUCUGCGCCAAGAUCAACAUCCUCAAGGAGACCUAACAGCCUUGGCGCCAGAGGUCUCCCUUUUCUCCUGACCCCAGUGGAACAGCCUGCCUCGGGAGUACAUGGCUAGGGGAAUGGGACCAUUUCCUAUGAUCUUGUAUAACAAAGAAAAGAACGAGAAAGGAAGUUUAAAUGAGUGAAACUGUCACUCGGAAGCCUGUGUCUUGGUCUCUUAACGGUGCUACAAGGGGGAGGAAAACUCCCACCUGGGGCCUUGAAACUUUUCUUCCCUUCCUCAAGUGCAUCUCUCUUUCUUUUAAACUCCUCCCCUCUCUCCCUCCCCCCCCAUGGAGAUCCAGAGGUGGAGAAACUCCUAGAAAGGGAAAAAGAGGACCUCUUUCCACCUCAGAGGCUCUUGGUCAUAACCAGAGUUUGUUUUUUGGGGGGGGUGGGGGAGGGGAAGGAAGCUGAGUUGGCCCCUUCCUGCCACAGUGGGGCUGCUAGAUCCUGUUAUUUCUUUUGAAUUUUUCACCAUACCAGAAUGUGAUGCAUGGAGUGAAACCUGCCCAGUGCUGAUGCUGGGAGCUGCCUUGCUUAUCUCUGUUGUUGGGGGAGGAAAGCUAGUGAAUUCCAGAUGUUAGGAGAGGCGGACAGGUAAGAAUUAGCACUUAAAGUGCCACCUCCCAUUCCACUUUCAUAAAUCCUCAUAGACUAUGGUUCUGAGUUGGGUUUAAUAGCCAUCAUGGCAUGUGUACCAAACCCUGGAGGCCCAGGGCAAAGGCAAUUGCUUUGCUUUACUGUCUCCUUUAGCGGUGCAGCUUGAAGGCUGUAAAUGUUGUAGUGGCCGCUCACUCCGGAUCCACCCCCAUUGGACCAGUAGAAGGGGGUUUAAUUAGAGCACUUCUGCCAAGGAGUUUGGAGAACAAGGGGGAGCAUUCAUUUUGGGAGCCCUGUAGCCUCAGAUGUUUGUCUCUUUCCUGAAGACUGGGACGUCGCUUAUGGAUCCAAAGCAGGAGUUUUCAAGAGUGCUAAGGCUCCAGCCCGUUCUAUAGGACUUUUUAUUUUAGUGUUAUCUUUUCAGUUUGUAUUAUUUUGUAUCUCUUCUCUCUCCUCAGGAGAGUGUACGGGACAAAAUUUCAAUGGGCAGGAUUGUACCCACCUGUCUCAGGUCUCUUAUUUUUGGUUGUAAAACAAAUAUUUCUUUUCCUCAUAAAAAGAAUGCUUCAAAAACUG